Scaptodrosophila lebanonensis is the source of this 396-nucleotide messenger RNA. Its product is annotated as larval cuticle protein 2-like. Gene Ontology annotation, molecular function: structural constituent of chitin-based larval cuticle. Bases 1 to 396 code for a protein of 131 amino acids. NCBI's taxonomy places the organism in Eukaryota, Metazoa, Arthropoda, Insecta, Diptera, Drosophilidae. The transcript has 2 exons. The record is from RefSeq and is a predicted model, not a curated record. Gene Ontology annotation, cellular component: chitin-based extracellular matrix.
AUGUACAAAAUCGUUCUGAUCUGCGCUCUGCUUGGUAUGGCCGCCGCCGGCGUCAGCCGUUCGUCCCCAGUAAGUGGCGAAGAUGCGCAUGCCGAGAUCCUGAAAUUGGUGUCCGACGUGCGCCCCGAUGGCUUCGAAUCCAACCUAGAUACAUCGAACGGCAUUAGCCAGGUUGCCAGUGGCGAUGUACAUGGAAACAUUCAUGGACAAUUCAGCUGGGUCUCGCCCGAGGGGGAACACGUUCAGGUUUCAUACGUAGCCGAUGAGAAUGGCUAUCAGCCCCAGAGCAAUUUGCUGCCCACACCCCCACCAGUCCCAGAGGAAAUUGUUCGGGCUCUUGCCUGGAUCGCGGCGCAUCCCUACCAGGAGCCCCAACAUGGCCAAGGCCAUCAUUAA